CAGCCACUUCCAUUUGGCGGUUCGACUCCAAUAUGGCUGAAGCCAACGGGCCCAAUGAGGCGGCGGCUGAGGGAGAGCCUGGCGGGUCGAUUCCUGAAUCCGUGCCACCUGGUACUACCAUUUCGCGGGUGAAACUCCUCGACACCAUGGUGGACACUUUUCUCCAGAAGCUGGUCGCCGCUGGGAGCUACCAGAAAUUCACGGACUGUUACAAGCAGUUCCACCAGCUUCAGCCUGAGAUGACCCAGCGGAUCUAUGACAAGUUUGUCACUCAGUUGCAGGCAUCCAUCCGGGAAGAAAUCUCAGAAAUCAAAGAGGAAGGGAACCUAGAAACGGUCUUAAACUCCUUGGAUAAAAUUGUGGAAGAUGGCAAGAACUGCAAGGAGCCUGCUUGGCGCCCCAGUGGGAUGCCAGAGAAAGACCUGUGCAGUGUUCUGGCACCCUACUUCCUGCAGCAGCGAGACACCCUCCGGCACCAUGUGCAGAAACAGGAGGCCAAGAACCAGGAGCUGGCUGAGGCUGUCCUGGCAGGGCGCAGACGAGUGGAGGAGCUGCAGCAGCAGGUGCAGGCCCGGCAGCAGGCCUGGCAGGCUCUGCAUAGAGAGCGGCGGAAGCUGGCAGUGGUGCUGAAGGAGCCUAAGUGAGGGGGCACAGUGGGCCCUGCAGCAGAGCGUGGUCAAGGUCAAGACCCACGGCUGGCAUGCUGAGUCCUAGCCCUGAGGACAGGGGAAAUAGUGCCAGUCCCAGGGCAAUGAUGGAGGACCAGUUGGAGCGAGCCACACUACCACUGCGUCUCCAGGGCUCCCUUGGCUGUCAUUGUGCCACUGCAGAUUGCUCCCCAUUGUCUUCUGCCCUCAGAAUCAGGUGCUGGGCUUCCUUUCCACUUGGUGCAGGCCAGCACUGUCUCCUAUGCUCUCCUGCUUCCUGAACCCCACCCUCAGCCCAGAAUGUGUUUUCAAUCUCCACUGAUUGUCAUCUUGCUGGCCAGCCCAGGAGCAUAUGCCAUAUUCUGCCCACAUCUGUAAAUAAACUUCCUCUGCUACACUGUAA
This is a messenger RNA of Cavia porcellus (domestic guinea pig), 1050 nucleotides long. It is a transcript of the gene Pmf1, whose product is annotated as polyamine modulated factor 1. The record is from RefSeq and is a predicted model, not a curated record. Gene Ontology annotation, biological process: chromosome segregation. The coding region runs from base 33 to 644 and encodes 203 amino acids. Gene Ontology annotation, cellular component: MIS12/MIND type complex. Lineage: Eukaryota; Metazoa; Chordata; Mammalia; Rodentia; Caviidae. The transcript is spliced from 5 exons.